Molecule: messenger RNA, 3280 nt
Organism: Sclerotinia trifoliorum
Lineage: Eukaryota; Fungi; Ascomycota; Leotiomycetes; Helotiales; Sclerotiniaceae
Source: the annotation of a GenBank genome assembly
CAAGCUGUUAAAAUGUCAGCCGCUUUCGAAAAUUCACACCAUUUUUCGACCUUAAAUUGUGUUUUUGAUACGAUGGGCGGUGCUGAACUAAUUGAUCAAGCCACUUCCCAUCAAUUUCGCGAGGAUGCAGAAGACGAUCUAUCAAGCUCGUCCUUGCGGAAAACAAGCAACGAGACUGACGACGAAUCAACAACGGCUCAGAUAGAUGCAGAGGCGAAAAUCAACAAUUCCAACCCUCAAAGUGUGGAAGACGAUGCAUGGAUCUCAAAUGGUGGGGAAACAAGCAGUGAUUAUGGCGUGAGUAUGGGUUUGACUGGGAUUGUUCUUUUGACCAUGUUCUGGAUAAUCUACCCUCGAGCAGCACUAUACCGUUAUCAAGGCUAUGCCAUUAUUGCCAGAAAUUGGUCCAUGGGUUAGAGCCCUUCAAGGCUAGAGGAAAAGUAGAUGUCCCCCAUGUUCAAGGCCCUUUAGCACUACUUCGAUCCGCGAAGCAUGGGUGCUCUUUGUGCACUUUGUUUUGCUCCGGGGACGACACGAGAGCUUUGAUUUCAAAAUAUAUCCGUAUAUGGAAGGCCACCUUUGGAGAAACUCCUUUACCGAAUGCUGAAGUCCGGCGAACUAGUUUCGAUGAUGAUAGCCCUUCACAAGUUUAUCUAAACUUUUCAGAUCAUCCCAAGAUGGAGCCUAGCCCCGAGGUGUCUUUCUCGCUUGAAUUUUCGGUAGAAUUGAAAAACGCCGAGACUGAAAUUUGUGAGUUCCCCCUUGUGUGAAUAAGUGCUUUACGUUUCCAUAAUAGUAUAGAGGAGAGGGAAAGAUUGACUAGUAGUCAACCAAUGUUAAAAAUGAUGGACUUAAUUUCAGGGUUUUCAACAGCGGAAAGCUGGUCUGAGAUGGAGGUAUCCUUAUGCUUAGGUAGUUGCGGAAUGCAUAGUACUAACACUAACACCUGCUACUUUAGAUAAUAUGGUAACUGAAAACACUAAUAAAACAUCAAACACUAGUCAGUCGCUACCACUGGUGAAAGAAUGGUUCAAUACAUGUAAGAGACUGCACCCAAAGUGUAACAAUCGGAGGCAAGGGUUUAUACCAACGAGGCUUAUUGAUCUACAUGAUUCAAUUAUCCGAUUGCGAUUAAUCGGCUCUUUCAAAGAGGAAUCUGUUCAAUAUGCUACUUUAAGCCACUGCUGGGGCACCUCGCAAAAGGGAAUCCCAAAAUUAACGAGAUCAACCUUAGAAAACUACUUGUCAGAAAUCAGAACGAGGGAGCUUCCCAGAGCUUUUCUGGAUGCAAUUGAAAUUUGUAAAAGGUUGGAAAUUAGAUACAUUUGAUUCGCUCUGUAUUAUACAGGAUGAUGAAGAAGACUGGGCCAAAGAAUCCGCAACUAUGGCCGACGUCUAUGGCUGUUGUAAGUUUUAUCGGGGUUUUCAUAUUGCAUCCAGUUUCAAGUAAAAAUCUAUCUUUGGCAAUUUAUUCAAUUCUUGACAUACAAUUGACUUCUCGAAUUCUUUUAAUAGCCUCCUCUGAUAGUCACUUACUAAUCUCACAAUGUUUUAGGUCUGCUUAAUAUUGCCGCAUCUAGUGCCAGGGACAGCAGCCAAGGAUGUUUCUUCAAGCGCAAGGAUCUACCGAGAUGCCACGUCUCUCUAAAAAUCGAUAAUGAUACCAAUGUUGAGUAUGAUUUAAUGUCCGGGGCCCGGCAUCCAUUGUACGACACUGAUCUUUGUCCUUUGGAAAGCCGAGGCUGGACCUUCCAGGAGCGCCUACUAUCUCCACGGACUGUGCACUUUGCUCGAAACGAGGUCAUUUGGGAAUGCCGUAUUAAACUUGUUUCCGAAACCUCGCCUUUCAAUUCCAGAGAAGCUUUUUUGGUACUCAAAGAUCUAGUUUCAAUCAGGAAUUGGACCAAUAUCGUCAGUCAAUACUCAAACCGUAGGUUAACCUACGAAAAGGAUAGACUUAUUGCACUAGCUGGGAUCGUACAGGCCGUAUGGUCCCAAACUAAAGACGGAUAUUGUGCUGGAAUAUGGUACGACAAUUUGGGAGAACUGUGCUGGUGGAAUUAUGAGCGGCCGGAAAAGGUUUUCCCUAAGCGAGUCCCAACAUGGUCAUGGGCCUUCAUCAAAACGCCUUGCUAUCCAAAGGAUAGUUAUGAAAUUGGGAGUAUUAAGGUAUCAAAGGUCUUGAAAUUGGAAAGACCAAGGUCUGAUAAUCCAUUCAGUGACAUGACGAAUGCAGUACUUUGGUUGUCAUGUCCUCCACUUCUAGUUGCAAAAGUUUCCGAACCAGACCGCGUGACCAUGCGAAAUGGAUCUGCGAUAACAAGCGUCGCUUUUACCUCCUAUCCUAGUGAUAUGGUAGACGCUGAAACGUGCGUGUUUAUCCUAAGGCUCAUGAAUAGAGGGGAACUAAUUUUGAGGCGUACCGAAAAUUCCCAAGGUGAAUACGAAAGAAUUGGUGCAUGGGAUCACAGCCGCUAUCUUUCCGAAACCACAACUCUUCUAAAGCAAGUUUUUAACGACAGAACAAACCAUGCAGGAGAGAGUGCAUAUGUUCCGAGGGAGAGACACGAGUUUGAUGAUGAGCAACAUGUCAUAACCUUGGUCUAACCAUCAAUUAGGUUCAACGGAACUGAGAACCGAGCAGGGAAACGAGUAAGCGCUGUUUAGAUUGUGAUUGGACGAUGAAGCUAAAUUGUGUAGGGUUUUAACCACCUAUUCAACCACAUAAUGGAGUAUAUCUUUCAGGUCGAAGUUCGAUGAUGGUAAUUUCUCUCUAUUUAGGGUCUAAUUGCAUCAAACUGUUUAACUAUUCAAUAUCGGAAUCUGCUUUGCAUUAAACCAAGUUUCAGAAUGAACACAAGCGAUAGUUCGUGUAAUGCUCACCACGUUGUAUCUGAAAUCAUAUCGCCAUCCCAAGGAGAAGACAAUCAGAAUCACGUGGCAUGUGAUGGAUUAAAUGUAUUAUUGGAUCAGGAGUAGAAUGUUGGAGAUAAGAAGACCGUCUUGGACCGCUACGGCCAGCACGCAAAUUACGGCUUCGUCAAGGGAUUGCUCAAACUUUAUGGCGUGAUUCCAUCGAACCGGGAAGAAGGCCCAUGUUUCCAAAGAUGCCUUCAUGUUCCAGGGAUUUUAAGGAUAAUCGGCAAAGCAGAAUAUAUAAGUGCCAUCCCCUGGAGACUUUUAGUUUACGGAACUUUAAACCGCAAAACUUCUAGUUUAACUGCAAACUGAAGCAAAUACAACACCCACCCAAUCCCACAAAUGGAACCUCCAAGCUAUG